UAAAUAGCUUGAAGCAGCAAUUGCCUCUCUGUCUCUCUCCCCCUCCCACGCGAACAAAAUCAAAGAAAUGGGAGGGCCCAACAAUGAUCCCAUCACAUUGGACAAAUCCGACAAGAUUUUCGUCGCCGGACACCGCGGCCUUGUCGGAUCCGCCAUUGUCCGGAAGCUCCGCCUCCUCGGCUACGCCAACCUACUCCUCCGAUCCCACUCUGAACUCGACCUCACCCGCCAAUCCGACGUCGACGCCUUCUUCCACUCCGAGAAGCCCCAAUUCGUCGUCCUUGCCGCCGCCAAGGUCGGCGGCAUUCAUGCCAACAACACUUACCCUGCCGAUUUCAUCUCCAUCAACCUUCAAAUCCAAACCAAUGUCAUCGACUCAGCGUAUCGCCACGGGGCCAAAAAGAUCAUCUUUUUAGGUUCCUCUUGCAUUUACCCCAAAUUCGCACCCCAACCGAUCCCAGAAGACGCUCUGUUAACGGGUCCAUUAGAGCCCACCAAUGAAUGGUAUGCUGUUGCAAAGAUCGCUGGCAUCAAAAUGUGUCAAGCGUAUCGAAUCCAGUACAAUUGGGAUGCAAUUUCUGCUAUGCCCACCAACUUAUACGGCCCCAAUGAUAACUUUCACCCCGAGAAUUCGCAUGUGUUGCCGGCAUUGAUGCGGCGGUUUCACGAGGCCAAGGUUUCUGGAGCGAAGGAGGUGGUGGUGUGGGGGACAGGGUCGCCAUUGCGAGAGUUCUUGCACGUCGAUGAUUUAGCCGAUGCUGUGGUGUAUUUGUUGGAGAAGUAUAGUGGGUUGGGUCAUGUGAAUGUGGGGAGUGGAAAGGAGGUGACAAUUAAGGAGCUUGCUGAGCUAGUGAAGGAAGUGGUAGGGUUUGAGGGGCAGCUUGUAUGGGAUACUUCGAAGCCGGAUGGGACGCCGAGGAAGCUCAUGGAUAGCUCAAAACUUGCAGGAUUGGGAUGGAUCCCGAAGGUAUCACUUCGGGAUGGGCUUGUUGAUACCUAUAAGUGGUACUUGGAGAAUGUCAAACACUAAUGCAGGUGAUUACACUCGAAAUGUGUUUUUUAAAUCAGCUAUAAACUCGUUAUUUUAUCACAGCACUAUUAUUAUUCGUAUAGUCACUGAGAUUGAUGAUCAGCAUUAAUUUUGUGCUAUUAUUUAUGUAGUAGUGUAAUUAGUUGUGCAAUGUUUUCUGAGAUUUGUCACUGUACCAGGAUUGAAUAAGCUGUUUUUAAUUCAGGAUAAAGGGACUUGGUGUUGCUUAUGUAAUUGAAAAUUUUCUUA
Messenger RNA from Cornus florida, 1279 nucleotides. Its product is annotated as GDP-L-fucose synthase 1-like. Bases 68 to 1030 code for a protein of 320 amino acids. NCBI's taxonomy places the organism in Eukaryota, Viridiplantae, Streptophyta, Magnoliopsida, Cornales, Cornaceae. Gene Ontology annotation, molecular function: GDP-L-fucose synthase activity. Gene Ontology annotation, biological process: nucleotide-sugar biosynthetic process. The record is from RefSeq and is a predicted model, not a curated record. The transcript is spliced from 2 exons.